AUGGACAUCAAGCCAGAGACAGAUGCCAAAAUGGAGGCCAUGGCUCCUGUUGAAACUGAGACUGGUGCUCUGCGGCCACCUCCUGUCGCUGUGUCCUCGGUGGGCGUCAGCCCCGAGAACUUUGCCAGGGUUUGUCAGGAACACGUUGACAAAUUGCUUGCCGAGUUUGGAGGGCCCACGCAAUACCUGCAAGCAAGGUAUGCCGGCCCGGAAGAAGUGAAGGGCUUUGCAGAUCAACUUGAUUUGGAGUUUCCACCGGACCCGGCUAUUGCAUAUCAUGCGGGCCCGCUUCCAACUGAUCCAGACCGGCUGGUACCCUUGCGACUGAAAGAUCUGGGUUUUGGGAGCCGCUGCUCGAGCAAACCUUUGCCGUUCAGGUUGACGGCCAAGCAGCUCAUCGACGAGUACUUGACCAAUAACUUUAUCAGUCGCAGUGACCCCAUCCUGCUGGUGGAGCGCCCUGAUGCCUUUGACUACUUUUGGACGAACUAUGUCAAGGGCGCAGCCCGUUCUGCGACCUUGCUGAUGUUGGCUUCUGUGGUGAUGGAGCAGAGCUGGGAUUUGUCCAUCCUGAAUCCUGCUCUUCAAGCGUCCAUGGUGACAAUUUUUGCCAGGCAGGAGCUGAUGAUUGCUGAUUCGGAAGCGGUUGCGUUUGCCAACCCCCGCUUGAGUGCACGUGGCUCCAUCCGCCGUGCUCAUUGCACUUUGACCUGGCUAGGUGUCUUCCAGGCGCUGCAAAAGAGUGGGCUCUCGGCUCCAGAGGUUUUGAAGAGGUGGAACCAACAAGCCACUUCAGCAUCUCAGGUGACUGGGAUGAGAAGGGUGGCUCUGCUCAACUUGCUUGGCAUGAGCGCAGAAAUCGUUGACGCCCUGCUUGCCCAUUUGAGCGCUCAUGCUGGGUCCACUGCCUUCCAGGAGGAUGCCUUUGCUAACAAAAGGCUUGUCAUUGGAGCUGCCCCGAGAACCAGCUCAAAGGAGUGGAACCAACGCUUGUGUGUCACCUCGGAAGGCAUGCUUAUGAUGAUCCGGUUCAUCAGCCACGCCCAUGAGCGGAAGUUGCCUGGCGCACGCUGCAAAUACGACAAGCCUUCCUUGGAAGAGGCCCUGAACAUGUCACAGCUCUUGGUGAGCGCCUUGACAGAAGCCGCCCAGCAGUCUUCCAAGUGGACAUGUUCAGACUUGCCCACCAUUAAGAAGCUGAUUUCAGAGCAUGUGUCGGAGUCCCACGCGCACUUGCAAAAGCUUGGCAAGAACACGGCGGUGGAAGCUGCAGCCCUGGAAAGACAAGAGUUUGACUUGGUGAUGCAAACUUUGGACCAUGAUCUUGAUGUGUGGAAGGCGCACUUGACCCGAAGCAAGGAUAGACAAGCCGCCGUGCAUUUUCAACUCAUGCAGCACCGGCAGAAGCGUCUUUCGGCCUCCAAGGAGCUGGCUGACGAGCAAAUCGACCAAGUGACCGCCCUUAUGCCUUUGGACACCGCUCAGGAGACCUUCAAGCUUGUGGAAACCAAGGUGAAGCAGAUCUGCCAAGUUCAACAACUCAGCGAUCCCAAUCAGAUCCAAACACUGGUGGUGCUGAAUUGGGCGGCUCCAUGCUUGUUCACGGCUGAGCAUCAGAGGCUGCACUCUCAAUUGGCUGGAGCCUUUGUCAACCACCCGGGACGCGAAGCUUUGGGAGCUUUGAUUUCCCCUGUCUAUUGCCGGACACGGGGGACAGCCCACAAGCAGGAGAAGAUCUGCCAUGAUGCGCUGUCUCAAAGCAAUUGCAAUCUGGAUGAUCAAUUUGUCCU
Molecule: messenger RNA, 1790 nt
Organism: Durusdinium trenchii
Lineage: Eukaryota; Dinophyceae; Suessiales; Symbiodiniaceae
Source: the annotation of a GenBank genome assembly